AAGAGGAUUUCUAGGAUCUAAGAGGAUCCAGUGUUGUUUAUAAGGAGUACUGUAUAUGCUGUUUAAACGUACCCUAACCUCGGGGUCACAUUCCAUCAGGCCAUGCUUUUUAACACAGAACUCUUAACCAGUUCCUGCUUUUUCCAACCUGAAAAUAUUUCUGAACUUGGUUUGUUGUUAUUGCUAUUUAUUUUAAUUUUAUUUUAGGUUUUCUCAUUCUGAACUAGAAAAGCUCUGUCACACUGUUGUCUCCUGACGUCUUGACAGUUGGAAUUCUCUCUCCACCUAUUUCAACAACACUUCAUUAGACCGUUGCCUAUUAGUCCAGAAUGUCGCCACUCGGCUUUUGUCUUUCACUGGGUCUUUGCUAAUUAUAGGAUCCAGUACAAAAUUUUAAUUCACUUAAAGAACCUUCAAUCGUCAGGCUUCUCACUACUUGGUGGAGCUUGCCUUUUUGUUGUACUAUUGGGUCACUGUUGUCUGCUUACCACCUUUUAGACUGACAAUUUAAUCUAUACAAUAUAGAAAACCAACCAUUCACACUCACACCUAAGGACAAUUCGGAGUCCUUAAUAAAAAAAAAAAUUGCAUGUUUUUGAAAUGUGGGAGGAAGCUGGUGUACCUGAAGAAAACCCACACAACCAUGGGGAUAACCUACAAAAGCUGAAGCUGAGAUUUAAACCUCGAACCUCAGAACUGUGCAGCAGACAUGCUUAACCACCAGGCCCAUUACAGUCUGUUGCUCACAAACAGUGGAAUGCACUUCCUUUUGAACAGAGCUGCCUCUCCUAUGGAUUUAUUUAUUAUUAUUUUUUUUUAAAGGCAGCUAAAAACAACGAACACACACAUUUCACUUGUAGUAAUUUUUCAGCAUCAACAAGAAAUUCUGAUUUUUCUGACGUGCAAGUGGAAAAAAAUGCUCUCAACACUUUUUGUGACAGUUGAAUGAUAAAUCUUGGUCAUAGGUGGUACAAGGUUACUGUCUGACAGUGCUGUUUGAGUUCAGUGCAAAGCAAUCUACAGUUAUGGAAAGAAAUGAUUGGACCACCCUUGUUUCUUCAAUCUCUUGUUCAUUUUAACGCCAUUAAAUAAUGAAUGAGGAGCGCCCACUUCACGGAGGAAACUGUUGCUGUUCCAAAAAAAAAAAAAAAAAAAAACAUUGCUGCAUGCUUGAAGUUUGCUGAAGAGCACUUGGAUGUUCCACAGCAUUACUGGCAAAAUAUUCUGUGGACAGACGAGACCAAAGUUGAAUUGCUUGGGAAGAACACACAAUGCCAUGUGUGGAGGAAAAAUGGCACAGCACACCAACCUUAUCCCAACUGUGAAGUUGUGGGAGCAUCAUGGUAUGGGUGUGCUUUUCUCCCUUGGGGCCUGGACAGUUUGCUAUCGUCAAUGUAAAAUUUAAUUCAUAAGUUUAUCAAUAUAUUUUGCAGAAGAACUCGAGGCCAUCUGUCCAACAGUUGAAGCUCAAAAGAGGAUGGGUGUUUAAACACGACUGAUCCAAAACACAGAAGCAAAUCAACAACAGAAUAGCGUCAGAAGAUGAAAAUACAUGUUCUGGACUGGCCCAGUCAAAGUCCUGACCUUAACCCGAUAGAGAUGCUGUGGGAUGACCUCAAGAGACCUAGUCACACAGGACAUCCCAGGAAAUGUCCUCAACUGUAACAGUUUUGUAAAGAGGAAUGGUCCAAAAAAAUUAUCCUGAUUGUCGUGCACGGUAAUGUUUUGGGUCACUAUGGUGACGAGAAAAAGACAAAAAAUUCACAUCCACGGCAAUGCUGGGUAUCUCAAAAAUGCUCGUCGUUUUUUCACAUUGAACAAAGAAGGUCCGGUGAUACAAGGUCUGCUUGGUCACAGCAUGAACCGUGGUAACAACCAUACUUCACCUCACGUUACGGGUGAGUUAUCUAGUCCAGAGAAAGGGAGGAGUGAUAGCAAAACAUGUCUGUCUCUAAACUAUGUUGUACAUAAACACAUAAACUUGUGCAAAAGCGUCACCCGAUGACGUGACUUGUCAGCAAUGCACACAAAUACAAUGCAUUUCCCAUGCAUUUGUUCCAGCAUGUCUGAUCUUCAACUACAGGAAAUAUUUGGUUGAGUUUAUUGCAGCAAGGGAGGGUGAAAGAGUUAUCAAAUCCAAAGGUUCCCUUUUUCCUUCUGUGCUGUAAAUGUUUACAUUAUGCACUAUAACAAAUAUGAAAAGGUUUGGUAAUAAUUAAGCAGACUGUGUAUUCUUGUGAUUUAGAUGAUCAGACCACAUUUUAUGACCAAUUUAUGCAAAAAAUGUAAGAAAUUCCAAAGGGUUCACAUACUUUUUCCUGCCAGUGUAAGCACAGCAGUGUCAGUCAUUGUGGCGAGACAUCCUUAGGUAGAUGAGUAGGGAUUGGGUCUAGCAGGCACGCAGAAGAGUUUGAAGGGGAAGAAGAGGGGCUUGGGGGAGAGGAAACCGUAGAGCUCUGAAAGGAUAAUUGGACAAGAACUGCUCAUGUAUGCAUUUGUCAUUUUCUCUUCCUUAAAGCUUACCGAGCUUGAGGAAAUUGAUGGCGGGAGGUGAUUAAUUUUCUCACUAAUAGUGACAAUUUUAUUGAUUUAAAAAAGUCAUCUUAUUUUCAGAUAUGUACAUACAUGAGUAUUUAUUUUUGUGAUGACUCCUAUUAAUGGCGAUGGCGUGAGGAUGGGAAUCUAUUACUUUAAGCAAAAUGAAGACUAUAAUUUUGCUGUAUUUCUUAAACAAGUCGUUCAAAAGUAAGUCAUUUUGAAGGAAAGUUAAGUGUUUUAGCUUUUGAGUCACUUUUCAAAAGUUGCAGCGCUGCAAAAACUGGUUUUAGCAAAAGACAGGGCCAAAUGUAAACUGUAUUACUUAAUUUAAGCAAAAUGAUCUGCCAGUAGAACGUGAAAAUUGACUAUAAAAGUUGUACAGAGGGAAAAUGCGUGCGUUUGUUUUCGGCUCAAAGUUUCCAAUGUCAUUUAAAUACUACCUACUUACAUGUGUUGCUAAGAAAUCGCAAAAAUCGUUGUUAGGGUAAUCAGAAAAGCAACAAAAGCGCUAAAUGGGCAUCAAUGAAUGUGCCUCCUCUUUAUUUCACAUGACUUCACCCCGCGUGACUCAGUCCAAGUCGCUGGAGAGCAACCGUGACGCCGGAUUGCUUUUUUUUUUUUUUUCUUUCUUUCUUUCUUUUCCCCUCCUCGGAAGUGCCUUUUAAAGCAAGUGACAUCCGCGCCGCUGAGCACACGCGCUCGACGACGAGAAGGUCAACACGCGAGAUGAUCUGGACUGUCUUCCUACUGGUCCAAGUGGUGUUGCUCUUCUUCCUCCUUACGCAGAGAUCCAGGUCCGAGAGUGAUCCACCUCUAGACAAAGGCGCUAUCCCGUGGCUGGGCCAUGCAAUUGAAUUCGGGAAAGAUGCAGCCAAGUUCUUGAAUCGAAUGAAGCAGAAGCAUGGCGACAUCUUUACAGUGCGUGUCGUCGGGCGCUAUGUGACCGUGCUGCUGGAUCCUCACUCGUACGACUGUGUGAUCAACGACAGCGACUCUCUGGACUUUCAGCGUUACGCGGCUGUGCUCAUGGAGAGGAUCUUUGAGCUGCGCCUGCCGCAUCAUCAACCCGUUCACACGAAAGCGCUGAUGAAACAGCACUUCCAGGGAAUGAAUUUGGCCGCCCUAAAUGUCACCAUGAGCAGACACUUGGAGGCCUUGCUGAAAGCUGAGAUGCCUCCAAACCAGAAAUACUGGAAACAGACAGAACUCUUCCACUUCUCGUACUGCCUUCUCUUCAAGGCGGGUUACCUGACGCUCUUCGGAGGGGAACAAAAUAACAACAGUGCCGAUCCUUCGAGCGUCUAUGACGAAUACCGCAAGUUUGACAACCUCCUAACCAAGCUGGCACGAAACACGUUGAAGCCAGAAGAGAGGAGGACAGCCCAGAGUGCUCGUCACAGGUUGUGGGAACUUUUGGCCCCUGCAGGUCAGCCGGAGGACUCGGGGUCAAACGCGUGGAUUCACGCCUAUAGGCGACUUCUGCAGCAGGAGGGAGCGGACGAGGAGACGCAGAGGCGGGCGGUACUCCUGCAACUUUGGGCCACUCAGGGUAACGUCGGUCCUGCCGCCUUUUGGCUUUUGGGUUUCUUGUUGACAAAUCCUGAAGCGCUGACUGCUGUGAGGAGCGAGUUCAAGCAGAUUUCCCAGAUGGAAACAUCAGGCGCUUCCCUCCUCCACUCUCAUGGGAACACUCCGGUCUUCGACAGUGCCUUGGAGGAGACACUCCGACUCACUGCUGCCCCCUUCAUCACCAGAGAGGUAGUGCAGGAGAAGACCAUUCAAAUGGCUAAUGGUCAUGAGUACUAUCUGCGAAAAGGAGACCGGGUGUGCUUGUUCCCCUUCACCAGCCCUCAAAUGGACCCUGAGAUUUACCCAGAGCCGCAGAAGUUCCAGUUUGACCGCUUCCUGAAUAAAGAUGGCUCGGCUAAAAGGGACUUUUACAAAGGAGGCAGAAGGCUGAAAUAUUACACCAUGCCGUGGGGCGCGGGGACCAAUGGCUGUGUGGGAAAGCAGUUUGCCAUCAAUACCAUCAGACAGUUUGUGUACUUGGUGUUGGAUAUGGAUUUGGAAUUGUGUGACAUAAAUGCUCAGAUGCCGGAGAUAGACACCAGCCGUUAUGGAUUUGGGAUGCUACAACCAAAGGGAAACUUGAUGGUGCGCAUUAAAGCCAGGAACAUGCAUUAGGGCUUUACAGUCUAAAUGCAUAUUUAUUUGUACAUGUCAGCGUAAAUGUGCUAGAUACAGCAUAAUGUGUUAAAAAAGAUUUUUAACCUUUCCUAUUUUAUAUAUUUAUAUUGUGAUGUUUUAUAGUUUUUAAAAUGAAAUAAAUUAAAUGUAAAGUG
Phyllopteryx taeniolatus (common seadragon) is the source of this 4880-nucleotide messenger RNA. Its product is annotated as prostacyclin synthase-like. Bases 3265 to 4722 code for a protein of 485 amino acids. The record is from RefSeq and is a predicted model, not a curated record. Lineage: Eukaryota; Metazoa; Chordata; Actinopteri; Syngnathiformes; Syngnathidae. The transcript has 10 exons. Gene Ontology annotation, biological process: prostaglandin biosynthetic process. Gene Ontology annotation, molecular function: prostaglandin-I synthase activity; heme binding; monooxygenase activity.